Messenger RNA from Letharia lupina, 564 nucleotides. RefSeq lists its product as uncharacterized. The transcript is spliced from 2 exons. The coding region runs from base 1 to 564 and encodes 187 amino acids. The record is from RefSeq and is a predicted model, not a curated record. NCBI's taxonomy places the organism in Eukaryota, Fungi, Ascomycota, Lecanoromycetes, Lecanorales, Parmeliaceae.
AUGUCAUCCUACAUCCUCCUCCGGUUGAAUAUUUUCCUCUCUUCAACACUCCGCGAUUUCUCCUCUCGCCGCAUUCAAAAUCUGUUGUAUGAGAACGCCGGAGAUAUGACCCAGGUGCAGCAGCACUAUUCCCAAGGUCGCGAAAUCAUCGAUGCGAAACAACAAGAGGCCGUUUGUACACAGAUCGGAAGCAAGUACGAGGCUCUCAACAAGGACAAGAUCAAUAAGAACCACUACAAGGAGUACCUGGCAAUGAUCGGUGAUAAUCUCCAGAGUCUGUCCACAACGAAGCAGCAUGACAUGAAGACUGCUACGCAUCAGGACCCCCUCACCGCCUCAGCGGUAGCAGCGAGACUUCAGGGAGGGAUGAGUGACAAGAUCCUGAUCUCCAACGCAGAGCAUUCCAAGAUCUUAUCUCAGCAGACGGCCUUCUACGAAUCAGCUGUCGAGAUUGUGCGCCGAGAGCUAAUCCAGUAUGGGAUGGUCGUUAGCAUGAUCGAAGCACUCACAGCAAACGAAAAGUCAUGUCUUGUUGCAAUCAUUGCAUACGCCUCGGGUUUUUGA